CGCCGCUGGCUGCCAAGCUGUUCUGCGGCUGGGACUUCGGCAUCGCGUCGCCGCGCGGCGCCGCACGCGCCGCGCACGCCUUGUUCCUGGAGUUCAAGGUGCCCGUGCAUUCUACUUUGUAACAGGAGUUGCUGAACGAGCAAAACAAGCACCAGAUGCCGACGUCGCUGUGGGUGCGCGUGUGGCGGCGCACCACCAACGUGCUGGUGACGGCGCUGGUGCUGGCGGCCACGGCGGGCGUGCAGUUCGGACUGUGGCGGCUGUUGGCGGCGCGGCCGGUGGCGGGCCACAGGGAGAUAUACAUAUCGCUGGCCGUGACCGCGGUCGCGGCCGCGUGCCCCGUGCUGCUUAGUUUUAUAGCUGGAGCACUACUCGGCGCGGACGGGCUUCUACGUGACGCUGGCGCGCACGUGGCUGCUGGACAUCGGCACGCUGCUCAUGCUGCUGGCGUACUGGGCGCGCUCCGCGGACGCGUGCUGGGAGACGCGCGUGGGGCAGGAGGGCUACCGGCUGGUGGCGCUGGACGCGCUGCUGUCGCUGCUGCUGAUCCCCGGCGCGGAGGUCGCGCGCGGAGUGCUCUACAAGUUAGUGUUACAUGCUGUCACCACGUGGUGCGUGUAGCGAGUGUCGUGUGCGCAGUGCUGGGAGACGCGCGUGGGGCAGGAGGGCUACCGGCUGGUGGCGCUGGACGCGCUGCUGUCGCUGCUGCUGAUCCCCGGCGCGGAGGUCGCGCGCGGAGUGCUCUACAAGUUAGUGUUACAUGCUGUCACCACGUGGUGCGUGUAGCGAGUGUCGUGUGCGCAGUGCUGGGAGACGCGCGUGGGGCAGGAGGGCUACCGGCUGGUGGCGCUGGACGCGCUGCUGUCGCUGCUGCUGAUCCCCGGCGCGGAGGUCGCGCGCGGAGUGCUCUACAAGUUAGUGUUACAUGCUGUCACCACGUGGUGCGUGUAGCGAGUGUCGUGUGCGCAGUGCUGGGAGACGCGCGUGGGGCAGGAGGGCUACCGGCUGGUGGCGCUGGACGCGCUGCUGUCGCUGCUGCUGAUCCCCGGCGCGGAGGUCGCGCGCGGAGUGCUCUACAAGUUAGUGUUACAUGCUGUCACCACGUGGUGCGUGUAGCGAGUGUCGUGUGCGCAGUGCUGGGAGACGCGCGUGGGGCAGGAGGGCUACCGGCUGGUGGCGCUGGACGCGCUGCUGUCGCUGCUGCUGAUCCCCGGCGCGGAGGUCGCGCGCGGAGUGCUCUACAAGUUAGUGUUACAUGCUGUCACCACGUGGUGCGUGUAGCGAGUGUCGUGUGCGCAGUGCUGGGAGACGCGCGUGGGGCAGGAGGGCUACCGGCUGGUGGCGCUGGACGCGCUGCUGUCGCUGCUGCUGAUCCCCGGCGCGGAGGUCGCGCGCGGAGUGCUCUACAAGUUAGUGUUACAUGCUGUCACCACGUGGUGCGUGUAGCGAGUGUCGUGUGCGCAGUGCUGGGAGACGCGCGUGGGGCAGGAGGGCUACCGGCUGGUGGCGCUGGACGCGCUGCUGUCGCUGCUGCUGAUCCCCGGCGCGGAGGUCGCGCGCGGAGUGCUCUACAAGUUAGUGUUACAUGCUGUCACCACGUGGUGCAUGUAGCGAGUGUCGUGUGCGCAGUGCUGGGAGACGCGCGUGGGGCAGGAGGGCUACCGGCUGGUGGCGCUGGACGCGCUGCUGUCGCUGCUGCUGAUCCCCGGCGCGGAGGUCGCGCGCGGAGUGCUCUACAAGUUAGUGUUACAUGCUGUCACCACGUGGUGCGUGUAGCGAGUGUCGUGUGCGCAGUGCUGGGAGACGCGCGUGGGGCAGGAGGGCUACCGGCUGGUGGCGCUGGACGCGCUGCUGUCGCUGCUGCUGAUCCCCGGCGCGGAGGUCGCGCGCGGAGUGCUCUACAAGUUAGUGUUACAUGCUGUCACCACGUGGUGCGUGUAGCGAGUGUCGUGUGCGCAGUGCUGGGAGACGCGCGUGGGGCAGGAGGGCUACCGGCUGGUGGCGCUGGACGCGCUGCUGUCGCUGCUGCUGAUCCCCGGCGCGGAGGUCGCGCGCGGAGUGCUCUACAAGUUAGUGUUACAUGCUGUCACCACGUGGUGCGUGUAGCGAGUGUCGUGUGCGCAGUGCUGGGAGACGCGCGUGGGGCAGGAGGGCUACCGGCUGGUGGCGCUGGACGCGCUGCUGUCGCUGCUGCUGAUCCCCGGCGCGGAGGUCGCGCGCGGAGUGCUCUACAAGUUAGUGUUACAUGCUGUCACCACGUGGUGCGUGUAGCGAGUGUCGUGUGCGCAGUGCUGGGAGACGCGCGUGGGGCAGGAGGGCUACCGGCUGGUGGCGCUGGACGCGCUGCUGUCGCUGCUGCUGAUCCCCGGCGCGGAGGUCGCGCGCGGAGUGCUCUACAAGUUAGUGUUACAUGCUGUCACCACGUGGUGCGUGUAGCGAGUGUCGUGUGCGCAGUGCUGGGAGACGCGCGUGGGGCAGGAGGGCUACCGGCUGGUGGCGCUGGACGCGCUGCUGUCGCUGCUGCUGAUCCCCGGCGCGGAGGUCGCGCGCGGAGUGCUCUACAAGUUAGUGUUACAUGCUGUCACCACGUGGUGCGUGUAGCGAGUGUCGUGUGCGCAGUGCUGGGAGACGCGCGUGGGGCAGGAGGGCUACCGGCUGGUGGCGCUGGACGCGCUGCUGUCGCUGCUGCUGAUCCCCGGCGCGGAGGUCGCGCGCGGAGUGCUCUACAAGUUAGUGUUACAUGCUGUCACCACGUGGUGCGUGUAGCGAGUGUCGUGUGCGCAGUGCUGGGAGACGCGCGUGGGGCAGGAGGGCUACCGGCUGGUGGCGCUGGACGCGCUGCUGUCGCUGCUGCUGAUCCCCGGCGCGGAGGUCGCGCGCGGAGUGCUCUACAAGUUAGUGUUACAUGCUGUCACCACGUGGUGCAUGUAGCGAGUGUCGUGUGCGCAGUGCUGGGAGACGCGCGUGGGGCAGGAGGGCUACCGGCUGGUGGCGCUGGACGCGCUGCUGUCGCUGCUGCUGAUCCCCGGCGCGGAGGUCGCGCGCGGAGUGCUCUACAAGUUAGUGUUACAUGCUGUCACCACGUGGUGCGUGUAGCGAGUGUCGUGUGCGCAGUGCUGGGAGACGCGCGUGGGGCAGGAGGGCUACCGGCUGGUGGCGCUGGACGCGCUGCUGUCGCUGCUGCUGAUCCCCGGCGCGGAGGUCGCGCGCGGAGUGCUCUACAAGUUAGUGUUACAUGCUGUCACCACGUGGUGCGUGUAGCGAGUGUCGUGUGCGCAGUGCUGGGAGACGCGCGUGGGGCAGGAGGGCUACCGGCUGGUGGCGCUGGACGCGCUGCUGUCGCUGCUGCUGAUCCCCGGCGCGGAGGUCGCGCGCGGAGUGCUCUACAAGUGGAAGCUGCUGGGCGGCGCGCCCGCCUUCGACAUCACGUACAACUCGCUGACGCUGAUCUACAACCAGGCCGUGCUGUGGCUGGGCGCGCUGUUCGCGCCGCUGCUGGUGCCGGCCGUGACGCUCAAGCUGCUGCUGCUGUUCUACGUCAAGCGCGAGACGGCGCUGCGCACGUGCCACGCCGGCAAGAAGGUGUGGCGCGCGGCGCAGACGCAGACCGUGCUGUACAUGCUGGUGACGCUGUCGCUGUUCGCGACGCUCUUCGCCAUCGGCUCGCUGUUCUUAAGGUCGUCGUCGCGGUCGUGUGGCCCGUUUCGACAGUACGAGCACGUGUUCGAGAUCGUCAGCGAGGGCCUGCUGCAGCUGUCGCGCCACGACACGCUGCGCGCCGCGCUGCACUUCGUCGUGCGGCCCGGCCCCAUCGCCUUCGUGCUGCUGGCGCUGUGCGUGUGCGUGUACAUCGUGCGCGCGCGCGCCGCGGCGCAGCGCUCCAUGGCGCGCCUGCUGCGCCAGAUGCUGCGGCUGCAGGCCAAGGACAAGGACUUCCUGCUGGCCGCCAUCGAGAAGGUGUCCAACGGAGAAUGGCUGUACAGCCCCAAGGCGGAGGCGCAGGCGGCGGACAGCCACACGUGGAGGUACCUGCACGAGGUGCGGCGCCCCUCCAACGCGGCCUUCCACUUCGACGCGUCGCGCCUCUCGCACGCCUUCCAGCGCCCCGAGUCCCUCGCGCCGGAGCCGCGGCCGCGCUCGCGCCGCCCGCGCCGACGACGGCGACACCGACAGCUCCUUCAGCUGGCAGGGCUCCAGCUCCUGCCUCAACCGCAGCGACGACGCCCACGGGGAGAGCUAGCCUUGCGGGCGAGGAGGGCGCGUCGGCGCACUGUGACCGGCGGCUUCCACUUCGACGCGUCGCGCCUCUCGCACGCCUUCCAGCGCCCCGAGCCCCUCGCGCCGGAGCCGCGGCCGCGCUCGCGCCGCGCCGACGACGGCGACACCGACAGCUCCUUCAGCUGGCAGGGCUCCAGCUCCCGCCUCAACCGCAGCGACGGCGCCCACGGGGAGAGCUAGCCUUGCGGGCGAGGAGGGCGCGUCGGCGCACUGUGACCGGCGGCUUCCACUUCGACGCGUCGCGCCUCUCGCACGCCUUCCAGCGCCCCGAGCCCCUCGCGCCGGAGCUGCGGCCGCGCUCGCGCCGCGCCGACGACGGCGACACCGACAGCUCCUUCAGCUGGCAGGGCUCCAGCUCCCGCCUCAACCGCAGCGACGGCGCCCACGGGGAGAGCUAACCUUGCGGGCGAGGAGGCCGCGUCGGCGCACUGUGACCGGAGGCUUUGAUCUGCGCCUGCGGCCGCGAGACGUGUUGUGCAGUGCCACCGACUUAUCUGUCCAAUAUUCACUGAAAAAUAUAUUUUUCAUCAUAUUCAAUAAAAAAUACAUCUUAUCAAACGAUAACAUACCGAAUCGAGUGUUCUGAAUCGACCGGCAGGUGACAGCGGCGCUAGUGGAGAAUUUGGUACUAUUUAAAAAACUCGCCUAAAAUAGUUUAAACAUAGCGAGGCUUCAAUAUUUAUAGGAAUAAUUAUAUUGCAAUACUAGUACACGCCCGCGCCUCGUCCGCGGGGAUUGCGAAAUGGCGAAGCGUAAGUUGGUGGCACGGCAGCGCGUCUCAUUGUGACAUUUACAUCUCACCAACGUCGAUACAAUUUCGAGCGUCCAAACACUUCGAUGGUAAAAUAAAACGGAUCUCAUGAAGUCGUUUGUCUUUCACACUCGGGGGCUGAACUGCGUCGUUGUAGAGCUCGAGUUAGUCCGUGCGACUCGAGUCGGUGCCUCGAGCGGUAUAACCUUGUCAUAUUAAGAUCGCUGAUACAGAUUUUUUGACUAAAUUUAAGACUCGUAAGUCCAUUUUACUCUGACGUUAUUGUAUCCGAAUCACUGGAACUCUGUCACGUUUGUGGGAUGUAAUAUUGCAUCCUGAACCCACUUGUAUGAUGUAUCAAAGGUAUAAAAUACUAAAACAGAAAGCUUGUGAUUUUACUGGUUGUAUUUUAAAAAUGCGAUUCCAAAAAAACUCGUCCAGAAAAUUGCGAUUGAAUGUACGAAAUGUAUUUAUAUUUAAAUCUAUAGGUAGUCUGAUAAUACGACCCGAGCGAGCAAAGGAUUCUGUAGCACAAUCAUAUAGCAGAGUAGCACAUGCUGAUUCUAACUUAGAAUAGCUAUGAGUGAUUCUAAGUUAGAAUCCUGAGUAGUGAGGGAUUCAAAGGUACAAGAAACGAAAAACAGUGCUAUGGUGUGAUACAUAGAACUUUUCACCUCAAUAGCGAAAAAUACAAGAUGUAAGAAAACAAUUAAUUUUAUUGUUCCGUCAUUUUUUUCUUCUUUUUUGGCCUGCGUUCGGAUUGCGUCAUUCAUAAAUUAAAUACAUAAUAUGAAAAUAAAAAUAUUAAGUAAUUUUUGUUGAUUUACGAAAUAACAGCCUUAAAAACACGAAGAGUCAAUAGUUUAAAUAAUAAGUACAGUACAAAGUUUAAAAAGUGUUUAAGAAAUAAAAUAUUGGGGUACAUAUAGCUAAGUACAAUAUUAUUAUAACAAUGUUUCCGAACGUUUCUCGAGACAAUGAAUUGAAGAAAUGCUAAUCCAGAGCGUUUUAAAUUCAAAACACUUUUCCUCAGUCGGUGAGCAAAAAUAACUUUUGUUCACUGGUUUUAGGCAGCAAAGGCGCCAUUUUUGAGCUAGUGAGGUGAAAAAAAUAAGAUGCUCCAAAUAACAAUUUGUCAAUUAAAAUGUUCGUGACAGAACAUUGAUAUAUAUCCGUAGAACUGUGAAGGAGAAUGUUUCGUCGUCAAAAUAUAGAAGCGAAUUAAGCUUCCCUACCUCGUAAACGUGCUACUCGCUCGCGGCUCUGGCGAGUGGCGAGUGGCGAGUGGCGACAUUAACGAACGAAACCAACUCGAUCACUUUAUUUUUAUUAAAGUCAGUUUAUGAUAUUUAAUUUGCGUCAAAUUUUAUGAGAAAACUUUGAUAAAAUAUGUUGAAGGUAGGUACCUAUUUUAUAAUUAGAUGUGUAUAGUAAAAUAAUCAAAUUACACAUUUAGAUUGUAAAUAAAUGAUAUAGUCAGUACAUGUCUUCCUGUGAUUCCAAAUCAAUAUUAAGCGUUCAAAUGAACUGUUGUAUAACAAUAUGUAUACAGUGACAAAGUGGACCAAUGAUUGUACUUUGUAGGAUUCAGUAUCGCCCUUCGUGCCAAACGAUAUACUAUGUAAGUGCCGAGACUAAGCAUAGCGAGACUAGAUGUGGAAUGAGGAUUAAAGCCACUUUUGACUAUAAACAACUAUUGUAUGGAUUUUGUAUUAUUUAUAGCAGAAAUAUAAAUUUCUAUCUGAAUUUUUUAUUCAAGAGACUAUCAAACUAAUUUUUUACUAUGUAAUAAUAUACCUUUAAAUUAAGAAAUAAUAAAAAGUAGGUACCCUUUUAUUACUUCUGGUGAUCCCAUGUCUUUAUGUAUUUUUAUAGAAACUUAAAGAAUUUGAAAAAUAAAAUAUUCUUUAAAAUAGAA
Maniola jurtina (meadow brown) is the source of this 6947-nucleotide messenger RNA. Its product is annotated as transmembrane channel-like protein 3. Bases 156 to 4676 code for a protein of 1506 amino acids. NCBI's taxonomy places the organism in Eukaryota, Metazoa, Arthropoda, Insecta, Lepidoptera, Nymphalidae. Gene Ontology annotation, molecular function: mechanosensitive monoatomic ion channel activity. Gene Ontology annotation, cellular component: plasma membrane. The transcript has 10 exons. The record is from RefSeq and is a predicted model, not a curated record.